Molecule: messenger RNA, 3899 nt
Organism: Asterias rubens (European starfish)
Lineage: Eukaryota; Metazoa; Echinodermata; Asteroidea; Forcipulatida; Asteriidae
Exons: 12
Coding region: 30-1790 (586 amino acids)
Biological process (GO): intracellular protein transport; vesicle-mediated transport
Cellular component (GO): plasma membrane; cytoplasm
Molecular function (GO): GTP binding; GTPase activity
Source: RefSeq, a predicted model, not a curated record
UUAUUUUCAAAAGAAAGAGAGACCUAAAGAUGGGACUAUGGUUCUCAAAGUUGACGAGUGCUUUCAGCGAGCUGGUUGGAGCUGGCGGACCUCCAAGCCGUAUACUCAUGCUGGGACUCGAUGCUGCAGGAAAGACCACAAUUUUGUACAAGCUGAAGCUGAAUGAAGUUGUGAGUAGCAUCCCUACGAUAGGUUUCAACGUAGAGACGGUUUCCCCAAUGCCUGGACUUACCUUCACAGUGUGGGAUGUAGGCGGUCAGCAGAAACUACGACAGCUGUGGAGGCACUACUAUCAAGGCACCCAGGGUCUGAUAUAUGUAGUUGACAGCAGUGAUAAGGCACGUUUAUACGAAUCGAGAGACGAACUAUUCGGUAUUCUCAAGAACCCCGAGAUUACCUCCACAGUACCCGUAGUCGUCCUCGCCAACAAGCAAGACUUACCCGGUUCCCUUGGACCGUCUGACAUUGCACAAGCUUUGAAUCUUCAUCAUCUAUCUGGACAUCCCUGGCACAUCCAAGGAACGUGUGCUCCAAACGGAGAAGGCAUCUACGAAGCAGUUAACGUCUUAGGGAAGAUGGUUCGAGAGUACAAGAAGCUGGGGUCGCGUGAGUCCCGUAUAGACCUAAAGAUGGGACUAUGGUCUUCAAAGUUGACGAGUGCGCUCAGCGAGCUGGCUUACGGUCCUUCCAGCCAUAUACUUAUGCUGGGACUCGAUGCUGCAGGAAAGACCACAAUUUUGUACAAGCUGAAGCUGAAUGAAGAAGUGAGAAGCACCCCUACGAUAGGUUUCAACCGAGAAAUGGUUUCCCCAAUGCCUGGACUUACUUUCUCAGUGUGGGACGUAGGCGGUCAGCAGAAAGUACGGCAAAUGUGGAGGGAUUUAUGCUAUCAAGGCACCCAGGGUCUGAUCUAUGUAGUCGACAGCAGUGAUAAGGCACGUUUAUCCGAAUCAAGAGACGAACUCUUCGGUAUUCUCAAUAACCCAGAGCUCCCCUCCACAGUACCCGUAGUCGUCCUCGCCAACAAGCAAGGCUUACCCAGUUCCCUUGGACCGUCUGACAUUGCACAAGCUUUGAAUCUUCAUCAUCUAUCUGGACAUCCCUGGCACAUCCAAGGAACGUGUGCUCCAAACGGAGAAGGCAUCUACGAAGCAGUUAACGUCUUAGGGAAGAUGGUCGAAGAGUACAUGUACGCAAAAUACAAAAUGGGGUUAUUUUUGUCAAGACUGUCGGGUGCUUUUCAGAGUUUUGUGUCGGGUGGAGCUCCCUGCCGAAUCUUACUGCUUGGACUUGAUGCAGCUGGAAAGACGACUAUUUUGUACAAGUUAAAGCUGAACGAGACCGUAACGACAAUCCCGACCAUCGGAUUCAACGUAGAGACGGUGACUCCGGCACCGGGGGUGACUCUGACGGUUUGGGACGUGGGUGGACAGGAGAAGAUACGAGCACUCUGGCAACACUACUUCAGGGGCACUGAAGGUGUUGUGUAUGCUGUAGACAGUGCCGAUCAUUGCCGAGUGGCCGAAGCAAGGGAAGAGCUUUUCCGAGUGCUGAAAGGUGACAACAUGUUCAGGGGAGUACCCGUUGUCAUCAUGGCCAACAAGCAAGACUUACCAAAUGCAAUGAACCCAUCUAAACUUUCUGAUGCUCUACAGCUGCGCAAUCUACCUCGAAAUAAUCCCUGGCACAUCCAAGGGACAUGCGCCACCAACGGCGACGGGAUACUCGAAGCAAUCACCGCUCUUGGCAAGAUGGUGAAACAGUUCAGGAAAGAGCAACCACGCUAUUAAUUAAGUCUCACAAACGUAACUAACUUGAAUAUAGGACACAACACUUGCUCUGUUUAAUGGCUUAAAAACAAAAACAUUUUAAGCAAGGGGGAGGGUCAUUUCUCUCCUGUGGAGAGCUAAAAAAGAGAAGAGAGAUAUUACAGAGACAAAACAAACACAUUUUUACUACCAAGUCAUUCCUUAAAAUUAAAAACGUAUGUAUUAUUUAUUUGUUUUAAUUCAUCGGACAUAAUACGGAAGCGUAUUGCCGCCCCAUGAAUAAUUUUUUAAUACCGUAUCAUGUACAUACACGAUACCUUAUCACGUACGUACAUGAUAAAUCCAAACUUAUCAUGUAUGUACUCGAUAACUUAUUGUGUACGUACUCGAUAACUUAUCAUAUGUAUAUGAUAAAUCCAAACUUAUCGUGUACGUAUAUGAUAACUUAUCAUAUACGUACAUGAUAAAUCCAAACUUAUCGUGUACGUACACAAUAACUUAUCGUGUACGUACAUAAUAAGUUUGGUAAAGUUGUUCGGGUCAAGACAAAGGUUUUAGGAAAUACAAUUAUGCAAAUAAUGGUUAUCCUGCACAGUGAAUGAUUGUGAAUGACAUAAAGUUCAUCGAAUAUUAUUAUUAUUAUUAAUAUUUUAUUGUCACUUGCAAAAAUAUAAAAUUACAGUGAAAUGCGUCUUGGUUUUGUGUGUCUUAAAAUAUGGUAUAUAAAAAUACACACUCAAAAUUUACCAUUUUAUACAAAAAUACAUCGAAAAUAAAAAUGUUGAACUGAAACACUCCCUAUGCAUAUGGCUGCCUGUAGUGUUUGACCUAGCAGAAGUUUUGAUUGCAUAAAACAACAAUCCCUAGGAGGUUUUAUAAUAUUUCAUUUCUUUAUAUGCAACGAAUCUAUUAAUUUUAACCUUGAAAAGUAUGUAUAAUUUAUUUUAGUAGAGUAUUUUUGUAGAUUAUUGUUUUAAAAUGGUAUUAAUUUCAAACUAGCUGUGUUUAAAUAGUCCUGGGCCACAGUGUGUGAUUCAAGUAAAUGCGUUUUACAGAUUUUGUUGAAUGUAUUCAUGUCAUUCAUAGAUCCACCAGAUAGCUAAUUGUUUUUAUUUGUAUGAGGUAAUAAAAGAACAUGUAAAUGUACUGAACACAAUUACCAAGCGUUUAAAUCGGAACUGCUCAUUUUUUUAAUAGAGCGAUGAGUAAAGUUACAGUGCAAAGGAAAGUGUGGGGUUGUUACCUCUAAAGACAACAAGGAUGACUGGUGGGAACAAAUCAAGGGGUGUGGUCUUGGUGAUGAUCAAUAUUGGGAGUGGUGAUGGUGGUGAAUGGUCACCAGGGUGAUAAGUUUGGAAUAUUUAUACUUUUAGUUUAUUGAGUACGUACACGUUAACUUAUCGUGUACGUACACAAUGAAAAAUAUAUUUAUUUUAUUCAAAGGGGCGGCAAUAUCGUACUUUUUGGAAACAGUUUUACAUUUUCCCGGUGCGUAAAAUCAUGAUUUAUUCCACAUGAGCUCCCAAAGAAAGAUCACUUUAAUCUUUGUUGGUUUCUUUGGUUUGGAUGAAGCAAGGACCGUAGAAUACCAUAGACCGCAGCGCGCAUGGCGAACAAAUUAAAACAAACACAAUGCCUAUUGGUUAAUGACUAAGUUUCAAAAGUGACCCAUACAAAUAUAAACAUGAAGCCAAGUGGGGAUGCACAAUACGGAUCUACUCCGUUGUUAUUUCGAUGUUUUUCAUUACUGGCAAGAUUUGAUCAUUCCUGUACUUCCUGUAUCACAUCAUUACUUUCCGCUCUGAGGUAAAGUGAACAUGAUUAUUGAAAACAGCCCCAAGGUUGAAUCAUACGUAUCGCCUUACGCUUUGUAGGUAUCACAUUAAUAUGAGGCCACCCAACUUGUACGAAAUGACGACACCGUUACAGUUUUUGGUCAAACCAUGUGGUCUAAGAAAAAGAGGAAGGAAAAUAACCAAGUAACCUUUGUUUACAAAUAGAGUGACCUUGUUCAUUCCAGAGCAUUUCCCGACAGGCGAGAAUACUAUACAUUGUCAGGGAAUUAUUGUGUAAUAAUUUCCACAAUAUUUCACGAGGUAUUAUACACAAGUUUUGAGAUGUGCCCUCUUC